This is a messenger RNA of Saimiri boliviensis boliviensis (Bolivian squirrel monkey), 5455 nucleotides long. It is a transcript of the gene RGS6, whose product is annotated as regulator of G protein signaling 6. Gene Ontology annotation, biological process: regulation of G protein-coupled receptor signaling pathway; G protein-coupled receptor signaling pathway; positive regulation of GTPase activity. The record is from RefSeq and is a predicted model, not a curated record. Gene Ontology annotation, cellular component: neuron projection; cytoplasm. Lineage: Eukaryota; Metazoa; Chordata; Mammalia; Primates; Cebidae. Gene Ontology annotation, molecular function: GTPase activator activity.
UCAGAACAGUCAAGAGCUUUCUCUCCAAAAUCCCCAGCGUUGUCACAGGUACUGACAUUGUGCAGUGGCUUAUGAAGAACCUUUCCAUUGAGGACCCAGUUGAAGCAAUACACUUGGGAAGCCUUAUCGCUGCCCAGGGUUACAUCUUCCCAAUCUCAGACCACGUUCUCACCAUGAAGGAUGAUGGCACCUUUUAUCGUUUCCAGGCUCCGUACUUCUGGCCUUCAAACUGCUGGGAACCUGAAAACACUGACUAUGCCAUUUAUCUUUGUAAGAGGACAAUGCAGAAUAAAGCAAGACUGGAACUGGCAGAUUAUGAAGCAGAAAACUUAGCGAGACUCCAGAGGGCCUUUGCAAGGAAGUGGGAAUUCAUCUUUAUGCAAGCAGAAGCACAAGUAAAGAUUGACCGGAAAAAGGACAAGACAGAAAGGAAAAUUCUGGAUAGUCAAGAACGAGCCUUUUGGGAUGUCCACAGGCCUGUGCCAGGCUGUGUGAACACAACAGAAAUGGAUAUCCGAAAAUGCCGACGUUUGAAGAAUCCACAAAAGGUUAAAAAGUCCGUGUAUGGCGUGACCGAAGAGUCCCAGUCACAGAGCCCCGUGCACGUACUCAGCCAGCCAAUCAGGAAAACUACAAAAGAGGAUAUCCGGAAACAGAUAACAUUUUUGAAUGCACAGAUCGACAGACAUUGUUUGAAAAUGUCCAAAGUGGCUGAAAGCUUAAUUGCCUACACAGAACAAUACACGGAAUAUGACCCUUUGAUAACACCAGCCGAGCCAUCCAACCCUUGGAUCAGUGAUGAUGUUGCCUUGUGGGACAUAGAGAUGAGCAAAGAGCCCAGCCAACAGCGGGUAAAAAGAUGGGGCUUCUCUUUCGAUGAGAUAUUGAAGGACCAGGUGGGACGGGACCAGUUUCUACGAUUCCUGGAGUCCGAAUUCAGUUCAGAAAACCUCAGGUUCUGGCUGGCUGUCCAAGAUCUUAAGAAACAGCCCCUACAGGAUGUGGCCAAGAGGGUAGAAGAAAUCUGGCAAGAGUUUCUGGCUCCAGGGGCUCCAAGUGCAAUCAACCUGGAUUCUCACAGCUAUGAGAUAACCAGUCAAAACGUCAAAGAUGGAGGGAGAUACACGUUUGAAGAUGCCCAGGAGCACAUCUACAAGCUGAUGAAAAGUGACAGCUAUGCCCGCUUCCUCCGGUCCAAUGCUUACCAGGACUUGCUGCUGGCCAAGAAGAAGCCAGAAAGUGAGCAAGGUCGUAGAACUUCCCUAGAAAAGUUCACUCGCAGUGUGUGCUGCUGGCGCAGAGUCAGAAUGGCCGCUGCAUUUCACCCCCGAGGUGGCUUCCUUCCAGCAGUGGGGAAAGUCGCUGGCGGGCAAGCGCCUCACGGGCCUGAUGCAGUCCUCCUGACCGUCCCCAGCGCAGGUCCAGGGCCCGGGCCCGCGGACCCCACGGGCAGCCGGCGGCGCUCCACCUCCGCGGACAGAGUUUCCUUACGGGGAGAUUUGGUCACUGUGAAGGAGAAAGAGUGAGGGCCAUGACGGGCGACGGUGGGGAGACCCGGUGGGUGAACGGGGAGGCCAGAAGGAAAAAGUCCACAGAGCCCGGCCCGGCGGCAGCGCCUGUCGACAGCCCUCUCUUCCUUGUACAGUUGUAUUCCAACACUCCACCCGCUAAGAGGCCCUGAUCCCAGCACAUUCAGGGCAGAACACGUCACAGGGUUCCUGUCGCAACUACCGCUGAGAUUAUAUCAUUAUCCUCACUCCCCCGCUGUCCGGGGGCGCUCACACCUUCUGGCAAGUUCAAGAGGGAUGAGUGGACCGAGAGCACAUCCAGUAUUAUGCAUCACCUCCCUGGCACCUCCCAUAGUCAGUCACCACGUCUGUAGAGCCACCCGGGUGUCACCGCCAGCACCACGCACCGCUUUCACGUAGAAUGUCCACAUCGCGUCUUCAGCAAGAAAGCAACCUCAUGGACUGCUGUACCUCCGGUUCUUCCCACCCUCUGAGGUCAGCGUUGGGAGAGGUCCCCACCAGCCUGGUGGCUGCCCUUGGGUCCCAUCAGAGGUCUCAAGGGUCCAGUGUUCGAGGAAGCACUGGUGUCGAUGACAGAGCUUGUCGUUUCACAGCUGCAGGGAUUCUGCUGACCAUCUUUUUAAAAAUUAUUUCAUAGUUUAUUCUGGUUUUGCCCCCUUGUCCCUUGGUUUAUUCCCUCAUGUUUUACUCAAAAUAAACAUGGCCAUGAACUCAGAGGCCAUUGGGAUUCUCCCCUCCGGCAGCCCCAGAUGGGAGCUGGGAGGGCCCCCAGCCUGGGAGGCGGCUGGAUUGCAGGGCUGGCAGCCCUCACGUGGUGGCAUCCUGACAGGCGUGGUGAGACCCCUGCUGGUUCAGGUCCCCUUUGUGUGUGAGCUAGGACAGAGCAUGCUAUGAUGGGACCAGGCCAGGCCACAGGGUUCUCCUCCCAGUCUUUUCUGAAGGCCCAGCAAAAGCACCCCCACUAAACCAGUUGCCCCUGGGAAUGCAAAAACCUGCGAAAGACCCACCUGUAUUCCCUCUUCGUGUGUCAAAACGACCAUUUUUCAACUCAGCUGUGAGGUAAUGUAUGUCAAGCACUGGGUCAGGUGCCUGACACACGGAGGUGCUUAGAAGUGGUAGCUAAUACUCUCAUCGUCAUUGUCGUUGUGAUGCCUAGGAGCCCUCAGACAGAGCUGUGUUAAGUAACCUGUUUUUGAAUCCAGACAUUCACUCCCCCACUUGCUAUGACUAUCCUCCUUUGAUCUAUUUUUGGCCAUAGGUUAAAAAAAAAAAAUUUCCCUUGGGAGCAUAUAAACAAAAAACAUAGAAGCAAUAAAGCGAUUGCUGGUAUUUCUUUUCUCAUGUAGCCAAAUUCACCAGCCGGUGACUACCGAAGGCUCAGAUGCUUGCUUAUUUGCAGACCCAGCCUCCUGGGUGCUCCCCAAUGACCCCUCUUUCCACCCUGCCACCUCUGAGUCUUGUCUAUGCCUGCUUCCACACAGCCCUGGCCCCAGGGCAGCAGCCUUCUGCCCUCACAGCAGUGCCACCAUGGGCAUUAGGAGUCUUCAUUAUGUCGUAUCCUUGUGAGUUCUUGACUACCAUGCCUCAGUUUCCCCCACUGGUAAUAGUUCCUCUCUUGGAGGUACAGUGGAAACUGGAGAGAUGACAGAUCUUGAAUCCUCAGUGCUGCUCUGUCUCCAGAGGCAGCAGUAUAGACCCAGAUUCUUGCUGGACACCUGCACAUGCUCAGCACAGAGGCUGGUACUUUGGAGGCACCACUCACCAGUAACCACUGGGUGAGUAAAUGAAUGCCAUGAAGUCCCAUUCCAAGUUAUAGGGUCUUUCGACACUCCCCUUUCAUCCCAUUUCUCUCUGCAUAAACCUCCUGUUUCAGAACAAAAUUGCAGUCUAAGUUCAUCUGCACCUAGCCUUGCCCAAGGAUCCCCAGGCUGUGCUGACCCCCAGGCAUAGGGCAAAGGGCAUUCCCAAGCAGCAGGCACCUCUGUGCCCUCAGUUAUCCAGGGCAAGGGGCCUGGCUGCCCCCUGCUUCUCCCCAUGGUGCAAGGGGCAUUCUAAGCCAGGCUGCAGACAGGGCAGGGUUGGCUUCUCGGCCAUUCCUUCUGGCCCCCUGUCUCCUUCUGACCGGUCUCAUCCUGGAGAUCCCCAGAGGAUCUGCCCAGAGCCAGGUAGACGGUGGCCCUGAGACGGAGCUGGCUGCAGGCUUCCAAGCACCUCUGGGGGCAUCCAGAGGGAAGGGUCAGUAAGCACAACAGAGCUAAGGAGACUUCAGAUGGGCUCAAACCCAGAGCAAUAACCACUCACACUACUCCCCAGCGAAGGCGCCCAUGCUCCCCAGCAGAUCAAGCCAGGGGCUUGCAAGAAGGGAGUAGGGCUAGGCUGCCGACCCAAGGUUCAUCUACCAUGCAGACCUUGGUCACGCGAGUACAUUUGGAAAAUCUAGUCUUGGCCCGUCCCCCUUUGGCCUGGUCUACACAGCCAAAACUUCAGACUAGAUUAGACGUCUGUAGGCAAUUCUGUGGCAAAGCAGAUUCCCCUGCCCAGCCCUGCCCGCUAGAAGCUGCCUUAGCCUCCCCGACUGGGUGUGGUCUCUGGACCUAGGACCCCUCCCUACGAGGAAAAGUGCUCUCCAGCCACAACUUGGCAGCACCACAGCCACAGCCACAGCGUCAGGGCAGCUGUAGCAAGUGACCACCCACUCGUCGGGUUAGAUACACCAGGCACUGGCAUCUGACUAAAAUAACCUCUCCCUACAUGGGAAGAGGAAAGCUUGUAGGUUGGCACAUAGAAAUGACCAGCCGAAGCCAGAUGGUCUGACCGAAGCAGCAGGAACUCUCCGGGCUGGAAAGGAGGCUCCUGCCCUUCCAGAAAGCGAAGCAUCAGCUUUGUUCUCCUGGGAAGGUAUUGCUGUACCCCAGGAACAAAGGAGGGCCCUACUGCCAGUGCAGUGAGCCGGGCCUGUGUUCCAGGCACACCACCACUGAGCAGUCAGCUGUCCGGCCAGCACCCUGGGAAGGGCCUCUCGCCACGGAGUUGCAGCUUGGACUAGCUAAACACGUAGGGACAUGCUCCAGGGGCUUCUUUCCUGGCAGGAUUCCCGGGAUGUUCAAACUACCUCACCAACAGGACACUGAACCGGGAGCCUGCCACCCACCUGGCCCCCUUGGUGAUUGUGGAAGAUGACGUUUUUCCUAAAAUACAUCCCUCCUGUUCUGCUCCAAAUACAUGAGCUUCAAAAACCACCACCAGGAAAGCCUUCCCAGAAGAAGGAAAGGAUUAAGGGCUCUUGGCCUUGGGGCCUUGCAGAAUAUAUUGGAGGGAGGUGUCGCUGCCAUGUCCAGGAGCUGGGAAGCUCUGGGCUCGGGGAGGGCAGAGGGAGGGAAAGAAUGUGUCACCAGCCUGGAAAAGGAGCUGCCCAAGUUGAAUAUGUAGCAAAGACCAUGGGAUAUGUUGAAUAGUGGCCAAAUGAAUCACUAAUAACUCACCAUGGGACCCUCUGAAGAGAGGCCUGUGCUCGUGUAACCAUGGCAACAGCAGAUGCCAGCAACCUACUCAUUAGUACCACCCAGUGAUAAGGCAUCCCCUGGGCUAGACCCAGGGGUCAUAAAGUAGCAAAGUAGCAAAUGUAGCAAUAAGGGGCCCAGGUCCAUGUGGGGACAGGGUCCAAAUGACCGGGCCCCGGCCCUCUCCCCAGCCCUGAUGAGGGCUCAGAGCCAGCUGCUGUCAGCUGUCUGGGGCGUGAAGUCCGCACCGGGCCCCCAUCCUAUACUCUAAGCCCACUCACUGCAUGAUCACGGAAACGUCGGAAUGGCCCCCUCUGAGUGCAUGUGGUUCUCAUUAGUUUAUUUUUUCUGGAAUUUGGGGAUUGGACCCCAGAACCAAACAUGCUGGUACUCUAAAAAUAAAUAACUUGAACCCACUUCAAUCCA